AUUUCACACUGCUGACCAUCCGGGUGUGUAGGAAGCCCAUUACAAAACCUGCAAUGAACGAGACCUGCUCCAUGCAUACAUCAGGUCAUCACAUGUGGCCACUAGCACGCAAUCUUCGCUUAGCCUCUGGCUUCCUGAUGCUCCAGUAUUAAUGGUCACUGGUUCUCAACAGCAUGCAUGAGCACCUGCUCGCCAUACUCAUGCCUGCUCGACAUCCUCGUGAAGUACGGUGACGUGCGGGAGAAUCAAGAUCAUGACCGUACCAUUCGCGAAUCACUACGCGACCCUAGGCAUGCCAGUAUGGGCGAGGCGUCAUGAGACCCUUGAAGCGUAUCUUGGGCGGCUUGAACGCACUGGAGGACGUGGCGAGCGCCCCGAAAUCUGGUCUCGACCACACCUCGAUCCUUCCGAAAGGCGGAUGGCGACGCAUUAGCCUGGUCGAAAUCACAGCCUGCGCCACUCUUCUCCAAGACGACCUGAUCUGGCGCCCAUUGAGCUCUGCAGUCGUUGUCGAACGCAACAAACCUAGCAAUGCCUACCAAAUUCUCAGCCAUCCGGUAAUGAAGACCGUCUACGAGAAUACAUUCUUCACACGCCUUCCGAAGCUACGAAAAGCUGCGUAUAAGUACAACGAUUAUGCAUGGGACGCGCCAGGAAGCGGCAGCACAUCGAAGCACGUCUGUGGAGCGCGUGUGUCUGGGGCGGCAAGGCCGAUGGCAAGGUGCCUGAAGUGGAAGCGUACAAUCGCGUCGACUGCUUGACAUGGUAUUCGGAGACGGAGAAGUGCAUCAUCGCUCCUUCAACGAUGUGUGGGG
Molecule: messenger RNA, 815 nt
Organism: Baudoinia panamericana UAMH 10762
Lineage: Eukaryota; Fungi; Ascomycota; Dothideomycetes; Mycosphaerellales; Teratosphaeriaceae
Exons: 1
Coding region: 315-761 (148 amino acids)
Source: RefSeq, a predicted model, not a curated record